This is a messenger RNA of Gastrolobium bilobum, 1362 nucleotides long. RefSeq lists its product as uncharacterized. The record is from RefSeq and is a predicted model, not a curated record. Bases 130 to 1125 code for a protein of 331 amino acids. NCBI's taxonomy places the organism in Eukaryota, Viridiplantae, Streptophyta, Magnoliopsida, Fabales, Fabaceae. The transcript has 8 exons. Gene Ontology annotation, cellular component: membrane.
GAUUAAUUAACUGGCAAGUUCCAAAACCUAACCUCGCUUCCUACCUUGUAUUAUUGCAUUGCUAGUUAGUUCACCGGGAAAACAGAGACAAGAGGUGUAUUGUGAAUAAUCAAGUAAGUGGCAAAAAUCAUGGGAUUAGAGGUAGCAUGGUAUGAUUUUGUGUGUUUUGGAAUAGUUGGCGCGGCCUUUAUAGGUGCCUUAUUUGUGCUGGGGAUGAACGAAAGGGCAUCCCAAAGAGAUUUCGACAACAUGUACGUGAGCCUUCUGUUGACCCGACCAGACAAUGAAGUAACCGUGAAUGUGUUGCCCAGAGGCCACGUCAGCACCUCUCAGUUAUGGACCAGUUGUUGGCGAGGAUUGAACCCUUUCUACCUCCUUGCUUCGCGUUUUCUUUCCUUUGUGAUCAUGCUCCUCAUCUUAGUCUGGGAUAUUCUUAAAUACGAUGCAAGCAUCUUUAUGUACUACACAGAGUGGACUUUCACAUUGGUUACCAUAUAUUUUGCGUUGGGGACCAUAGUAUCUGCAUAUGGAUGCUGGCAGUUCUUUAAGAAACCUCCCGUUGACAAUGGGGGAAGGACAAUGUCUAUAAACUCUAUAGCCUAUCAAGAGAAAGAAACCAUUGGUUCCAGCACGUUGCAAAGCCGAUAUGUUGAAGACGAGUUUCAACAAAGAACUGGGUUCUGGGGUUAUGUCAUGCAAACUACAUAUCAGACAUCUGCAGGGGCUGCCAUCCUAACAGACAUUGUAUUUUGGUGUGUUAUAGUCCCAUUCUUAUCAAUUGCUCGUUUGAGACUAAACCCGUUGAUGGGCUGCAUGCAUAUAUUGAAUGCAGUAUUCCUUCUUUUGGAUACAGCUCUUAAUAAUCUUCCGUUUCCUUGGUUUAGAAUCUCCUAUUUUGUGCUCUGGAGCUGUGGUUAUGUCAUUUUUCAAUGGAUCAUCCACGCCUGUGGUUUGGAAUGGUGGCCAUAUCCAUUUCUCGAGCUUAAUACGAAGUGGGCUCCUCUCUGGUAUUUCUGCUUGGCGGUAAUUCACAUCCCUUGCUAUGGCAUGUAUUCCCUGAUAGUGCUAGCGAAAAAUAAGAUUUUCCCCAGACUCUUCCCUCGAGCAUUUUUGAGGCCAUACUAGUUUGGUUGUAAUUGGAAAUAGGGGAAAACGAGGGCGUGUUUGUUCCGGAUAUAUGGUCUCACACAUCAAGAAAGAUGCUCAAUUUCAUAUCUCAGGAACGAUGCUUAGUUCAGCAUGAAUUUUUUUACUGAUUUGUACGUUAGGAAGAUUUCUUUCAGUUACUCCUUUGACAGAACAAGAUACUUGUUUUAAUCAUUUCUCUUUUCAAUUAGAUUUAUAAAGUACUGAAUCACUCAC